This is a messenger RNA of Trichomonas vaginalis G3, 633 nucleotides long. RefSeq lists its product as uncharacterized. The coding region runs from base 1 to 633 and encodes 210 amino acids. The record is from RefSeq and is a predicted model, not a curated record. The transcript has a single exon. Lineage: Eukaryota; Parabasalia; Trichomonadida; Trichomonadidae.
AUGUUUGCUUCAUUUCUAAUAAUGCAUUACAACCUUGGUGCAGAACAAUUCCUAUUCUCACAACUUACAAAAGAUUCAUCUGAAUUCAAUUUCUGGAUUCCAGGGGAAGUUGCAGAACAUUUUCUUGAAAGAGCUAAAAACCCAUGCAAGAUUUCUCAAGAAUUGUUUAAUAAAUAUGUCACUGCAUCACCAGGAUAUAGAUAUCAUAUCAGGAAAGCCAUUUUUUAUUCCUAUAUGGGACUCAAUUAUGAAACUGAUCGCAAGAAUAAAAAGCAAAUGGAACAACUCGAAGCAUUCAAUCAAGCAGUUGCCAUGGUUGUUGCCAGACACAUGACGGUAAUCGAUACCUUGGGUCAUAAGUUUGCAUACAUAACGGAUAUUAAUGACGUGAAGAUGGUCGAAGGAUGGAAAGAUUUAUUCGACAUUAUGGGUUCCGACUACAGCCAUUUUAGAAAAGGAAAAUUUCAUAAACUCGGGGAAAUACUUACUUCUAUGUAUGGGUGCCUCAACAGCGAAAUAAGAGACGGAAAAUAUCCUGAUACAGGACUUCAAAUACCAUCACCCCAAGAGUUCCUUGAUUUCAUGAAUAAUGAAAAAACCGAGCAAAAGCCACCUGAUGAAGAUACUUUAUAA